Messenger RNA from Trichoderma breve, 2058 nucleotides. Its product is annotated as heterokaryon incompatibility protein (HET) domain-containing protein. Lineage: Eukaryota; Fungi; Ascomycota; Sordariomycetes; Hypocreales; Hypocreaceae. The transcript has 2 exons. The coding region runs from base 1 to 2058 and encodes 685 amino acids. The record is from RefSeq and is a predicted model, not a curated record.
AUGGAACUACAGGUGCUCUAUCCAAGACUACCCCUCAAAGAUGGAGAUAUUCGCCUUCUCACUAUUCUCCCCGACGAAUGGGCGGCUGAUAUCCACUGCAAGAUCGGCGUGGUCUCCCUCAACGAUACUCCAGAGUAUGUGGCUCUCUCAUACGUCUGGGGAGGAACUUUUCAAGAUGGCACCUUGUAUAUCAACGGCUAUGAGCAACGUAUCGGACGUAGCUUAGAGACUGCCCUUCGCUACUAUCGCCGAGCUGGAUGGAGCUUGCAGCUCUGGGCCGAUGCUGUCUGCAUUAAUCAGGCAGAUGUAACGGAACGCUCUUCGCAAGUAUCAAUCAUGGAUCGUAUCUACUCGUCUGCCGCCGCAGUGUUUGUCGUUCUCGGAGCUGGCAUUGAUUUGGCCGCCGACAAUUAUUUCGACAAAGUGAAAGAGUUGCACAAAUUUCGCUUCCGUGUCUACGGCCAGAAGUAUUUUGAAGCAGUUUCGCCCCCUGUAUGGGACGAAAGUAACUCUUCAAGGUCGCUUGAUGAUGAUAAGAAGAGUUCGAUUCUUUUUUCUUUCCUAGAAAGAGCUGUCGACUUUAAGAUCAAUGAACAUCUGAGCACUGUACCGCAAUGGGGAGGGACGUUUGAAGGAUCAGAAGAGUCGCAAUAUCCCUGGCAGACACUGAUUCAAACGUUUGAAGAAUUUACUCGGGAAUCAUGGUGGGAUCGCGUGUGGACCCUACAAGAGAGCGUGGCAGCCCGCACUAUGCGUGCUCACAUAACGGACUGCUGUACCUCAUAUCUAACCAACGAUGCUCCACCAAGAUACGCCUCUGCGGUGAAGCUUCUACUUGCUCACGUUGACAACAUCGAGAAGACACGGCAAAUAUACGCAAAGCUCCGCCAUGGAAUCAAAACUGAUCAGCUUGUUUUGACAUCGCUGUUCCCAAAAAAGGAUUUUGAGGGAUCAGUAGCAGUUGAGAUUGUCGGGAACCUUGAUUCAUACCUCCUCUACAGAUAUCUCUGCAUGCAUAAUAGACGAGAUGCCACCGAUGCUCGGGACAAAGUCUAUGCUCUUCUGUCUCUUAUAAAACUUGACAACAAACCCUCUUUCAUUUAUCCCGACUAUGCUAAGGGACUGGAAGACGUUUACAUCACUACAGCAAGGAUGCUUAUUCAAGAAUCUGGCUCACUUGACAUCUUGUCUGCGGCUGGUCGGCUGCGGAACGACAAAUUCUUUUCAUGGGUGCCAGAUUGGUCUAUCAGGAAUGAGUUUAAUGAAGAUGAAACUCAGAUAAAUGCCUUGUUGAUGUACGAUGCUGCUUUGGGAACAAAAGCCUCGGUCAAGUUUCCAGAGAACAACAACACUCUACUCGAGGUGGAAGGCAUCAUCCUAGACGACGUCGCAGUUCUUGGUGAUACGGUCUCGGACGGGUCUACUGAUGAGGAGAUGUGGCGAAUCAUCUUCCACUGGAUGCAACUUGCCCAUAGUCAUUCUCCAAACACGAAAUGGGUGGACUUUUGCAGGACUGUCUGCACCGAUUUGAGCAUAUGGCCCGGGGACCAGGUUUUCCGUCGCAUGGGUCCUCUGACUAAAGAAAUGAUACAAUCUCUGAUGCCGUGGCGAGACCCAACCUCUGGGAGAUUUACCAAAGAAGUUCCUCCGGAGGAUCUUAUACAAUCAUCAGUGGAACAAAUGAAGACUUGGUUUUCGGUUUGGCAUACUCUUAUGGGAUGGCAGGCGCAGCGAGGCAUGAGAUCUGCAGCGCCAUCCCCGACGUUGACUGACUCUCUAAAAAUCACCACCUCUCUCAAGAGAUUUGUAGUUUCAUCGAAAGGAUAUAUUGGGCUUGUCCCGUGUAAUUCGGAAAAGGGUGAUGAAAUGGUCUUCUUCAAGGGGUGCCGUUUCCCGUGUAUAGCGCGGCUGGUUCCCGGGUCAGGUAUGAAGAUGAAACAGCUCAAGGUGGUUGGGCCGUGUUAUAUUGAUGGUUUCAUGGAUGGACAGAUUGUUGCUCACGCGAUAAAACACGAAAGUGAUGAAAAAGGUAAUUGGGACAUCAUGAUUGUAUGCUAA